AGAGAGAGAGAGGGAGAUGGGGUGAGUUGGGCCGUUGUUUUCGGGGGUGAUGCUGCUGCUGUGGAAUAGAAGGCACCUUCCAAAGGGUUCCGAGCGAGGAGACAUGUUCUAAUCUUUUCCUACACAAAUACAACUCCUCCAAACUCCUUCCUACUUUACACCCAAAACUCCUAAAAAGGAAAAAACCCAUUUUAAGUGCACUCUUGGACGUGCUGUCAUGCUUCCCCAAACGGCCGUGUUGUAAAGUGGAUGGCCUGCAAAAAGUUUUGGGUGUUAUUUUCGGUGCUUUCCGGAACAUAGUGCAUUGAUGACAUUAGCAACACAAGAAUUUUGGAACCUUCCUGAGCAUCUGGAAGUUCUUUGCAUUGUCAUUGAGAGGCAACUUGGAGAAAUUGGUACAAGGUUGUAAAGAAUGCAUAACACAGGCAAGAAAGAGCCAGAUCAAAGUUCUGUCCAUUCAGGGAUUGCAUACACGGCCAGUUGCCCAUCAUGGUGGAAUGCAGCUGGGUCUCAGAUUCCACAAUCUUCAUUUUCCAAGAGCUUGAACCUGAAUUUGGACUCUCCAACACAACAUUGUCACAACACGAAACAGUUGGGCCGUCAACUUCAAGACCAAGAAUCAUCCUCUACUCAGUCAACUGGUCAAUCUCAUCAUGAUGCGGUGAAUGUAGGGGGAGGAAACUUGCAUGGGCAUUGCAUUUCAGGACAGUCGGGAAAUGAUGAGACUUAUGGGAAGCGGCCCAAUGCUGAUGGACAUGUGAAGUCGGUUCUUUCACUGGGAGGUCCUGAUCUUGGAUUCCCACGGUCGCAGGUUGACCAUAGCCAGUCAGUUGCUCGGUUCCCGUAUGCUUAUGUAGAUCCAUACUACUGUGGGAUAAUGGCAUCUUAUGGACCACAAGCUAUUAUUCAUCCCCAAAUGUUGGGAAUGGCUACUGCACGUGUGCCGCUCCCUCUCAACCUUGAAGAGGAUGGUCCGAUUUAUGUCAAUGCAAAACAAUACCGGGGAAUCAUCAGGCGGAGAAUGUUACGUGCCAAGCUAGAGGCUCAGAGUAAACUGAUCAAAGAUAGAAAACCAUACCUUCAUGAGUCUAGGCAUCGUCAUGCGAUCAACCGACCGAGGGGAUCCGGUGGACGGUUCCUCAACACAAAGAAGCUCCAGCAAUCAAAGCUAACUCCAACCACCACCACUGACAGCCAUAACCUCUCUGAUCCCGUCCUUCAGCUGGGUGGGAUCCUUGAAUCAGACGUCCUGCGCUCGGAAAACAGCAAUACUGGCGCCUCAGCUACCUGCUCGGACGUAACGAGCGUCUCGAACAAUGAUGACAUCAUUCAGCGGACCGAUCUGGGCCACCCCACCUUCCCUCCCCACAUGGGUGGCGGCGGUAUUACCUGUAAUGGGUCCCACCAUCUGUUUCCCAUCAAUCGAUGAGAGAUGGGUGGCUGCCCGCUUGCCAGGCCGCAAGAACAUGUUGGACACAUGAGGUGUUUAUGGUGUUUCCUGUCAGAUCGAAGAAGCAUCUCUGGUGUUUCAUGGCAAUUCAUCCUUGGCUCUUUUCCAUUUCUGUGGCCUUAAAAACGUCUCAUAUUUUAAGCUCUUCUUUGUUGAAAACUGGAAUGGAAAGUUUAGAAACUAAGAACAGAAAAAACUACUUUCCCUUUUUACUCUGUUAGUUGAUAGGAUUAUGGGAUUUGAAUCUUGAAAUUGGAUUAUGGGAUUUGAAUCUUGAAAUUGGAUUUGUAAUCAA
Molecule: messenger RNA, 1745 nt
Organism: Magnolia sinica
Lineage: Eukaryota; Viridiplantae; Streptophyta; Magnoliopsida; Magnoliales; Magnoliaceae
Product: nuclear transcription factor Y subunit A-3-like
Exons: 7
Coding region: 413-1429 (338 amino acids)
Biological process (GO): regulation of transcription by RNA polymerase II
Cellular component (GO): CCAAT-binding factor complex
Molecular function (GO): RNA polymerase II cis-regulatory region sequence-specific DNA binding; DNA-binding transcription factor activity, RNA polymerase II-specific
Source: RefSeq, a predicted model, not a curated record